GUAACUCAAUCAGAUUCCUUUCCCCGUUUUGUUCUCCGGAAUUUUACUUCCUUUAAAAGUCAGAAUUCGGAUCUGCGUGUAACCGCCAGCCACGCAAUCAAUCAACCUGUAUAUAUAUAUAUACAUACAGCUCACUGUUUAUCACUUUGUAUGAACCCUAGGUUUGGCCUGAGACGUUCUAUUCCGAAUUCUCCGGCCAAACAUAUGGCACAUGAAUUGAACUCAUCUCCUCCGGCAACGGAAAAUGCAUCACCGGUAACGGCGACGAGAUCGUUAUGGCCAUCUGUUCUCCGGUGGAUUCCGACUUCAGUUGAUCACAUUAUUUCUGCUGAAAAACGUCUUCUAUCUCUCGUUAAGACACCUUAUACUCAAGAGCUGGUUAAUAUCGGGUCUGGUCCACCAGGGUCUAAAGUGAGCUGGUUUCGCUCCGCCACAAAUGAACCAAGAUUUAUCAAUACUAUUACCUUCAAUAGCAAAGAGGGAUCUCCUACUCUUGUAAUGGUACAUGGAUAUGCGGCUUCUCAAGGUUUCUUCUUUAGAAAUUUUGAUGCCCUUGCUCAGCACUUCAGGGUUAUUGCCAUUGAUCAGCUUGGUUGGGGUGGAUCUAGCAGACCAGACUUCACUUGUAAAAGUACUGAAGAAACUGAGGACUGGUUUAUUGAUUCCUUUGAGGAAUGGCGCAAAGUCAAAAACCUUAGCAACUUUAUUUUGCUUGGGCACUCAUUUGGAGGGUACAUUGCAGCCAAAUAUGCUCUAAAACAUCCGGAGCAUGUACAACAUCUGAUUUUGGUAGGACCUGCUGGGUUUACUUCAGAAACUGAACAUAAAUCAGAACGACUUACUAAAUUCCAAGCAACAUGGAAGGGUGCUAUUUUGAAUCAUCUGUGGGAGUCUAACUUUACUCCUUUGAAGAUCAUCAGAGGUUUAGGCCCUUUUGGUCCAAAUUUGGUCCACAAAUAUACAAGUGCAAGAUUUGGUCAAUACGCAACUGGCGAAGUGUUAGCCGAGGAAGAGUCAAAAUUACUUACAGAUUAUCUUUACCACACUUCGGUGGCAAAGGCUAGUGGAGAGUUGUGUAUGAAGCAUAUCUUCUCAUUUGGUGCAUUUGCUCGGAGUCCUCUAUUACAAAGAUCUUCCGAGUGGAAAGUGGCAACAACCUUUAUAUAUGGUGUCCAUGACUGGAUGGAUUAUCUGGGAGCAGAUGCAGCUCGCAAGAAUAUGACUGUUCCAUGUGAAAUCAUAAGAGUCCCGCAGGCCGGUCACUUUGUGUUUUUAGACAAUGCAAAAGGAUUCCACUCAGCAGUAUUACAUGCUUGCAGCAGAUUUCUUCCUCCGGAAUCAGCCAACUAUCCUCUUGAGGAAGGUGUUACAUCCGUCUAACAUUAUUUUACGACCAUUUAUCAAUCAUGUAAAAAAUAAACCUUCAUACGCUUUUCAUAUUAGAAAACACCCGUGUUUCGGCACAUGUAUCAUAGCAAGAUUGGUUUGAUGCCUAUUGGCAUUAUGUACAGAAACAUAUUUAUGUGAUGAAUUAAGUUUUCAUGCACCA
This is a messenger RNA of Erigeron canadensis, 1549 nucleotides long. Its product is annotated as probable 1-acylglycerol-3-phosphate O-acyltransferase. Gene Ontology annotation, molecular function: A2-type glycerophospholipase activity. The transcript has 9 exons. Bases 151 to 1380 code for a protein of 409 amino acids. The record is from RefSeq and is a predicted model, not a curated record. NCBI's taxonomy places the organism in Eukaryota, Viridiplantae, Streptophyta, Magnoliopsida, Asterales, Asteraceae.